Molecule: messenger RNA, 1844 nt
Organism: Lolium rigidum
Lineage: Eukaryota; Viridiplantae; Streptophyta; Magnoliopsida; Poales; Poaceae
Product: 2-methyl-6-phytyl-1,4-hydroquinone methyltransferase 1, chloroplastic
Exons: 4
Coding region: 574-1557 (327 amino acids)
Biological process (GO): methylation
Molecular function (GO): 2-methyl-6-phytyl-1,4-benzoquinone methyltransferase activity
Source: RefSeq, a predicted model, not a curated record
UUAGUUGGUUUGGAGUUAACAAGAGUAAUUGUCCUCAUGGGUCAUGGUAGUUAAGAUGUAGCCUCUUAUAAUUUAGGAACAAUAAAUUAUUCUGAGGGAAAUGACCAGUAUUAUUUUCAUAGGACUGGUAACGGUGUCUGAUGCAAAUGGUAAAAAAAAUGCUUAUUCGCGCUGGUUUCUUGUAGUAUAACUGUAUAAAUCUGUACAAUCAAAAAAAAAGUUUGUGAGACUCGAAAAACAAAAGAUCAAUUGUUUACUAUUUGGAUGGAGAGUCCAAGAAGAUAUCAUGUGGCAAAUGCACAACCAUAGACUCACAACCCCCAUGUCCACAUCAGUGGAGGGAGAACAGACAAAAACAUCAAAUUUCUGAAGGAAUAGAAACUCAAAAUCUUUUGUUGCAACACACAAGAAAGUUCUCACGCAGUACACACACAAAUCAUGCACACAUGUCUGCUGGUACUUCUCAUGUUUCUAUGGCCUGAAGUUGUGCUGGACUUGGAAAAUGAGGUGACCAAGGCCAAGAACUUGUCACCAUUGCCACCUCACAACUCACAAGAGCAGUGAGAUCAAGAAAUGGCUUGUUCGUCCACAUUUAGAGUUCCUAGUGGGUUAGGGUUCUUGGGGCCUUCCAGGAUUUGUCUGAAUCCUUUGAGAAGCAAAGGUGGUGGGCGAUCAGGAGCGAAGUACGUGGCACCAACCUGUGCAAUCUCCUCUACUAGGCCAGCAUCACAGCCUAGAUUUAUACAGCACAAGAAGGAGGCCUUCUGGUUCUACAGGUUCCUUUCCAUAGUGUAUGACCAUGUCAUAAACCCGGGGCAUUGGACAGAGGACAUGAGGGAUGAUGCGCUGGAGCCUGCCAAUCUCUACAGCGAUGAGCUAAAGGUUGUUGAUGUUGGUGGGGGAACUGGGUUCACCACAUUGGGGAUUGUCAAGCAUGUGGACAAGGAGAAUGUCACCCUGCUGGACCAGUCCCCCCACCAGCUUGAGAAGGCACGGCAGAAGGAGGCACUGAAUGGGGUGAGCAUCAUGGAGGGUGAUGCUGAAGACCUCCCCUUCCCAACUGAUACUUUUGACCGCUACGUCUCCGCUGGAAGCAUCGAGUAUUGGCCUGACCCGCAGCGAGGAAUCAAGGAAGCUUACAGGGUGGUGAAGCCGGGUGGGCUUGCCUGUUUGAUCGGGCCAGUCCACCCAACAUUUUGGCUAUCUCGCUUCUUCGCCGACAUGUGGAUGCUCUUCCCCACGGAAGAAGAGUACAUAGAGUGGUUCACCAGGGCAGGGUUCGAAGAUGUUAAGCUCAAGAGGAUCGGGCCCAAGUGGUACCGUGGUGUUCGUCGGCAUGGCCUGAUCAUGGGAUGCUCCGUGACAGGCGUGAAGAGAGCUUCUGGAGACUCGCCUUUGCAGCUCGGCCCCAAGGCUGAGGAUGUCAAGGAACCAGUGAAUCUUCUCGCCUUCCUCUUCCGCUUCGCCAUCGGGACGAUGUGCGCAUCGUACUACGUGCUGGUGCCUGUCUACAUGUGGAUCAAGGAUCAGGUUGUUCCCAAAGGCGAGCCAAUUUAAGGGAUAGUAGCGAAGAUCUGACAUAGAGGCUUGUGUACGUUAGCCGCAUGUAGAGCUUGUGAUUCCCUGCUUAUGUUUGCUCCUUUACCCCUUGAAAUCUUGUUUAUGCAUAGGGACAUUGUGCACUUUUGAAAAGAAAAUUGUAGAUGCUAGGGUAGUAUCCCCAGUAUCGCAAGAAAUGCAAAGGACCUUUGUAUAGCAUCAAAAUGCAUUCUCCAACAUGGAAUCACAACCCUAGCUGUAUGACUGUAACUUGUUUGGUUCAAAAGUCUCUGGUUGUUUAGAUA